Molecule: messenger RNA, 1497 nt
Organism: Nymphaea colorata (pocket water lily)
Lineage: Eukaryota; Viridiplantae; Streptophyta; Magnoliopsida; Nymphaeales; Nymphaeaceae
Product: ABC transporter I family member 17
Exons: 5
Coding region: 378-1163 (261 amino acids)
Biological process (GO): phosphate ion transmembrane transport
Cellular component (GO): membrane
Molecular function (GO): ATP hydrolysis activity; ATP binding; phosphate transmembrane transporter activity
Source: RefSeq, a predicted model, not a curated record
CCACUCUCUUCUCCACAAGGGGAAGGCGUUUACUUGGCCCAGAUGAGAUGAGAGAGACAGAAAGGCGUCGAGGUUUUAACUGGUGCCAUUUCUUUUGCCGCACCCCGCUCAAUUGCUUUCCUCCUGUAUUUAUUAGUUCUACAACCUUGGCGGCUCUACUUGUCUCUCACCCAUUUCCUUCUCAUCAUCAGUUCACCUCCGCGUUCGUUCUUCCCUCAGCACAUAGACAGAGGGGAUCCGGCUUGCUUGCUUUCACGGAUCGGGAUUUCAGAUCUGCUUUUUCCGUUGCAGACUUUUGAAGCGGAGUCUGCUUCUGGAGCCUCAACAUCCGUCAGUAACUUCCGGUCCUUACGCCGCACGGUUUCUACAUUGCUGAUAUGGAGACAACUCCGGCAGACGAGUUUCAGCAUUUGCUGAUCAACGUCGACAACGGAGAGCUGAGCUCUUUGCCGAAGAUUCGAGUCCGGAACCUGACGAAGAAGUCGGACGCCGGCGUCCCUAUCCUAUCGAACGUUUCGCUGGACGUGCCCAGGGGGCUGGUCGUCGGGGUCAUCGGGCCGAGCGGGAGCGGGAAGUCCACGCUGCUGAGGGCACUAAACCGACUCUGGGAGCCACCCUGCGGCUCGGUCUUCCUCGAUGGCGAGGACAUCAUCGAUCUCGACGUGCUCAAACUCAGACGCAGGGUCGGCAUGCUUUUCCAGCUACCCGUUCUAUUUGAGGGUACGGUCGCGGAGAACGUGAGGUUCGGACCCGGUCUCGUGGGGAAGAAGCUGACCAACGAUGAGGUGUCCAAACUCCUAAACCUGGCGGACCUGGACUCUUCCUUCGCAUCAAAGAAGGGUGCUGACCUAUCGGUGGGUCAGGCUCAGCGAGUCGCACUGGCUCGGACGCUAGCUAACGAGCCCGAGGUGCUGCUUCUAGACGAACCCACCAGCGCCCUGGAUCCUAUCUCGACCCAGAACAUCGAGGACGCCAUAGUCAAGCUUAAAAAGACCCGAGGAUUAACGACCGUCAUCAUCUCCCACAGUGUGAAGCAGAUACAGAGGAUCGCUGAUCUGGUCUGCCUCGUCGUCAACGGCGAGGUCGUCGAGGUGCUCAAGCCGGAUGAGCUCUCACAGGCCGAGCACCCCAUGGCUCGAACGUUCCUCGAGCUAUCCUCUUGACAUGGCAAAUUAAAGGAGAGCAAUGAAGGCUGUCAGUUUAUUAUGGCAUAUUUCAUUGGGAGUCCUGUAAAUUUUGAGGGAAGAAAGAGGUAUGUUGCCUAUGUAUUAUGUUGUGGAACACGAUCAAGCUACCAAACAGCUCGGCCCAUCCAUAAGCUGGGACUGGGCGAAAGAUGAACACAGGAUGCCAAGUGCUCAACCUGGUUGGACUCUUAUAAGCCUACCAGUCAGAAUAUUCUAAAUGAAGUUUCUACUACAAAUUUAAAGCAAAGCUAUGCGUUUGAUUUUACGGAUAGGUCUUUUUCAGAAUUCAAAUUAUGUUCCCCCUAAUAAG